Messenger RNA from Lingula anatina, 2043 nucleotides. Its product is annotated as NADP-dependent malic enzyme. Gene Ontology annotation, biological process: pyruvate metabolic process; malate metabolic process. Lineage: Eukaryota; Metazoa; Brachiopoda; Lingulata; Lingulida; Lingulidae. The record is from RefSeq and is a predicted model, not a curated record. Gene Ontology annotation, molecular function: malate dehydrogenase (decarboxylating) (NADP+) activity; NAD binding. Gene Ontology annotation, cellular component: mitochondrion.
AUGUUUCAGCGAAGCACAGAAAAAGGGUUGUAUAUCACCAUUAAUGACUUGGGUCAUGUCUAUGAGAUACUGUGUAACUGGCCUGAGAGAAAAAUAUCAGUCAUAGUAGUGACGGAUGGUGAGCGUAUCCUGGGUCUUGGAGACCUGGGAGCCCAAGGGAUGGGAAUUCCUGUAGGGAAACUGUCCCUCUAUACCGCCUGUGCUGGGGUGGACCCACAACACUGUCUGCCUAUUGUUAUUGAUGUUGGCACUGACAAUGAAACCCUGCUGAAGGACCCGCUGUACAUUGGACUGCCCCAGAAGAGAACGCGCGGAGAGAAGUAUGACCAGCUGAUCGAGGAAUUCAUGCAGGCAGUGGUGAAGAGGUUUGGACAGAAUACUCUGAUACAGUUUGAGGACUUUGGUAAUUCCAACGCUUUCCGCUUCCUGGAGAAAUAUAGAGGGCAAUACUGUACCUUCAAUGAUGAUAUACAAGGCACAGCGGCAGUGGCAGUGGCUGGGGUGUUAGCAAGUCUGAAGAUCACAGGAAAGAAAUUGUCAGAAAAUAUCAUCCUCUUCCAGGGAGCUGGAGAGGCUUCUAUAGGCAUAGCUCACCUGCUGAUGAAGGCUAUGAAGGAGGAAGACAGCUCAGAGGAAGAGGCCCUCAGUAAACUGUGGAUGGUGGACUCUAAGGGACUGCUGACACAGGGUCGCCCCAGUGGAGGUCUGACAGAACACAAGAUGACGUUUACCAAGAAGUACAAGCACAUGAGUAACUUGGAAGAGAUUGUACGAGAGGUCAAACCCAGCAUCAUUAUAGGAGCCGCUGCUGUGCCGGGAGCUUUCACGGAGCAGAUUAUUAAAGACAUGGCUUCGUUCAAUGAGCGUCCUGUGAUAUUUGCCCUCAGUAACCCCACAAGUAAAGCCGAGUGCACGGCAGAGCAAGCCUACACCAUCACUGAGGGUCGCUGUAUAUUUGCCAGCGGCAGUCCAUUCCAGCCAGUGACAGUGAAUGGCAAGACCCACCACCCUGGCCAGGGAAACAACGCCUACAUCUUCCCCGGGGUAGGACUGGCGGCCAUCUUGUGUGGAAUCAGGCACAUCACUGAAGAUGUAUUCCUUGCCACAGCAAAGGCUUUAGCCAACCUGGUCCAGCAGGAAGACCUGGACAGUGGCCGAGUUUAUCCACCUCUCACCAAAAUCAGGGACGUGUCAGCCAGCAUAGCCGUGGAGAUCGCCAAGUACGCCUACAAACACAAUAUGGCCGCCCACUACCCUGAGCCUGCCGACAAGGACGACUUUAUACGCUCCCAGAUGUACAGUACUGACUACUCCAGCUUUGUCCCGGACAGAUGGAGCUGGCCCAAACUUUAGACGUUAGUUUGUUUCUUGGAGACAACACGUGGACAUUGGGGAUGGUUUCGCAGAAUUGAGGGCACAUACUGCAUCAGCAGCUGUUCGCAAAUUGUCAGUUUUUCUAGUCGUGGUGAGGAAGCCGAAUGUUACCAUGAUUUCAAAUUAUCAACCAAGUCUGAAUUACCGGGUCGUUUUUUUCUACUGGAACUUUGUUUGUCAAACCUGUAAAAAAACCCGGUUUAUGCAUAUUUUAUUACGCUCACAACAAUUUUUGAUUUUCUUUCAAAACAUCUUUUUAUCACAUUGCUGUAAUGAUGGAUGUUAUAAUGUCUAAAUUAUGAAAAAUACAAAUAAUCACUUUAGUGAGGCGAGAAAACAAGUUAUGGCAAAUUGGAUUUCUUUUCAUUUUGAUUUGUUUUAUAAUACGCAAACUGUGAUCUCGAAGACGAUAAUGAUAAUGAUGAUGAUUUCACGUUUCACCGAGUUAUAUACGCAUUUACAUGGCAACCAAUUUACAGUGACAACAUUGCCAAGUGAUAAAUUGUGAUUUGUAACAUUUUAAUCAGUGUUUGUUUUUAUUUAUAUUUAUUAUGAAUAUUGGACAUAUACAUAUAUGGAUAAAGGCCUACAGAAGUCAGUUCAACAGUAUGUUUUUAUUUUAACGUUUUUCUUUGUUUAAAUCAAUAAAUUACAGUUCAGUGCAAUUUU